Molecule: messenger RNA, 1713 nt
Organism: Geosmithia morbida
Lineage: Eukaryota; Fungi; Ascomycota; Sordariomycetes; Hypocreales; Bionectriaceae
Product: proton-dependent oligopeptide transporter, POT family
Exons: 3
Biological process (GO): transmembrane transport
Cellular component (GO): fungal-type vacuole; plasma membrane
Molecular function (GO): dipeptide transmembrane transporter activity; tripeptide transmembrane transporter activity
Source: RefSeq, a predicted model, not a curated record
CUGCACGAGACGCUCGAGGAACGUAUUCCCGGCCAUCGCAAGGACCUUGCUGGCGGUAUCAUCGAGUCAGACGUCAAGAAGGACACCUUCACCGACUCGGAGAGCGGCCCUACCGCAGACGGCGAGGAGCCCAGCGAGGGCGAGAAGCGCAGCCUGCGUCGCAUCGGCGAGAGCCUGCCCGCCUCGGCCUUCUUCAUCGCCAUUGUUGAGCUGACGGAGCGCUUCACCUACUAUGGUGCUCAGGGCCUCUUCCAAAACUACAUCAACAACAGCCCCAGCGGUUCAGAUGGCGCAAAGGGUCUCGGCAUGGGCCACCAGGCCGCUACCGGUCUCAACCUCUUUUUCCAGUGGUUCUGCUAUGUCACUCCCAUCUUCGCCGCCAUCAUUGCCGAUCAGUACCUGGGCAAGUACAAGACCAUCCUAGUCUUCUGCGGCUUCUACUGGGUUGGUCUCAUCAUCCUGUGGACGACGGCCCUCCCGGUGUCCAUCGAGGCCGGUGCCGGAAAGGGUGGCUACAUCGCCGCCAUCGUCAUCAUCGGCCUGGGAACCGGCGGUAUCAAGAGCAACAUCGCCCCCCUCAUCGCCGACCAGUACCAGCGCUCCGUCAUGGCCGUCAAGACUGAGAAGUCGGGAGAGCGCGUCAUCAUCGACCCGGCCAUCACCUACCAGCGCAUUUACAUGAUCUUCUACUUCUGCAUCAACGUCGGCUGCCUGUCCCUCAUGGCCACGCCAUUUAUGGAGAAGUAUGUUGGCUUCUGGACCGCCUAUCUCAUGUGCUUCUGCAUGUUCAACGUCGGCGUCGGCAUCCUCGUCUGGCGCCGCAAGACCUACGUCGACCGCCCUCCUCAGGGCUCCGUCAUCACCGACGCCUUCAAGGCCCUCGGCCUCAUGAUCGUCUCACGUAACAUGGAUGCCGCCAAGCCCUCGUGGCGUGCUGCCAACGGAAAGACCAAGGCUGUCGGCUGGAAUGACCACUUUGUCGAUGAGCUCAAGCGUGCUCUACACCCCAUCUUCUGGGUCUGCUACGGCCAGUUCUCCACCAACUUCAUCACCCAGGCUGGCCAGAUGGAGGGCCACGGCAUGCCCAACGAUUUCAUGCAAAACUUCGACCCCGUUUCCAUCCUCAUAUUCACCCCCCUCCUCGACCGCUUCCUGUACCCCCUCCUCCGCCGUUGGGGCGUCGAGCUGCGUCCCAUCGCCCGCAUCACCAUCGGCUUCUGGCUCGCUGCCCUGUGCCUCGCCUACGCCGCCAUUGUCCAGCACAUCAUCUACUCGGCUGGCCCCUGCUACGACAAGCCCGGGGCCUGCCCCGCCGGUAUGGACGGCCAAACGGCCCUGCCUAACCACGUCCACAUCGCCAUCCAGGUCCCCGCCUACAUCUUCAUCGGUGUCUCCGAGAUCUUCAUCUCCGUCACCGGUCUCGAGUACGCCUACACCAAGGCCCCGCCCUCGCUCAAGUCCUUCGUCUCCAGUCUGUACCUCUUCACCAACGCUUUUGGCUCCGCCCUGUCCGAGGCCCUCGUCUCCGUCGCCGUCGACCCCAAGUUUACCUGGAUGUACACGGGCGUCGCCUGCUUUGCCUUUGUUACCGGAAUCGUCUUCUGGCUCAUCUUCCACCACUACGAUGCUCAGGAGGAGGAGAUGUAUGCCCUCGACCGCGAUCAGCCCAAGCUCACGCAUAACGGCUUUGAGAAGAAGCCCAAUAAGUCGUAG